AGUACUGUGGCUUUACUGAUCUACUGCUAGAGUACUGUGGCUUUACUGAUCUACUGCUAGAGUACUGUGGCUUUACUGAUCUACUGUUCUUCAACAACAUAUGUAUUCACAUUGGAUGGGUUGAUUAGGAGUCAAACCUUCUCUCAAACAGUCUAAUACAUACUCUUUAAAAAGGUUUUCCCCAUUAAUGUACUUGGUUAUGCUACUUGGUUGUGGUUAUGCUACCUGGUUGUGGUUAUGCUACCUGGUUGUGGUUAUGCUGCCUGGUUGUGGUUAUGCUACUUGGUUGUGGUUAUGCUACCUGGUUGUGGUUAUGCUACCUGGUUGUGGUUAUGCUACCUGGUUGUGGUUAUGCUACCUGGUUGUGGUUAUGCUACCUGGUUGUGGUUAUGCUACCUGGUUGUGGUUAUGCUACCUGGUUGUGGUUAUGUUACCUGGUUGUGGUUAUGUUACUUGGUUGUGGUUAUGUUACUUGGUUGUGGUUAUGUUACUUGGUUGUGGUUAUGCUACUUGGUUGUGGUUAUGCUACUUGGUUGUGGUUAUGCUACUUGGUUGUGGUUAUGCUACUUGGUUGUGGUUAUGUUACUUGGUUGUGAUUAUGUUACUUGGUUGUGGUUAUGUUACUUGGUUGUGGUUAUGCUACUUGGUUGUGGUUAUGCUACUUGGUUGUGGUUAUUCUACUUGGUUGUGGUUAUGCUACUUGGUUGUGGUUAUUCUACUUGGUUGUGGUUAUGCUACUUGGUUGUGGUUAUGCUACUUGGUUGUGGUUAUGCUACUUGGUUGUGGUUAUUCUACUUGGUUGUGGUUAUUCUACUUGGUUGUGGUUAUGUUACUUGGUUGUGGUUAUGCUACUUGGUUGUGGUUAUGCUACUUGGUUUUGGUUAUGCUACUUGGUUGUGGUUAUUCUACUUGGUUGUGGUUAUGCUACUUGGUUGUGGUUAUUCUACUUGGUUGUGGUUAUGCUACUUGGUUGUGGUUAUGCUACUUGGUUGUGGUUAUGCUACUUGGUUGUGGUUAUGCUACUUGGUUGUGGUUAUGCUACUUGGUUGUGGUUAUGCUACUUGGUUGUGGUUAUGCCACUUGGUUGUGGUUAUGUUACUUGGUUGUGGUUAUGCUACUUGGUUGUGGUUAUGUUACUUGGUUGUGGUUAUGCUACUUGGUUGUGGUUAUGUUACUUGGUUGUGGUUAUGCUACUUGGUUGUGGUUAUGCUACCUGGUUGUGGUUAUGUUACUUGGUUGUGGUUAUGCCACUUGGUUGUGGUCAUGCUACUUGGUUGUGGUUAUGCUACUUGGUUGUGGUUAUGCUACUUGGUUGUGGUUAUGCCAUUUGGUUGUGGUUAUGCUAUUUGGUUGUGGUUAUGCUACUUGGUUGUGGUUAUGCUACUUGGUUGUGGUUAUGCUACUUGGUUGUGGUUAUGCUACUUGGUUGUGGUUAUGCUACUUGGUUGUGGUUAUGUUACUUGGUUGUGGUUAUGUUACUUGGUUGUGGUUAUGUUACUUGGUUGUGGUUAUGUUACCUGGUUGUGGUUAUGUUACUUGGUUGUGGUUAUGUUACCUGGUUGUGGUUAUGUUACUUGGUUGUGGUUAUGUUACUUGGUUGUGGUUAUGUUACUUGGUUGUGGUUAUGCUACUUGGUUGUGGUUAUGCUACUUGGUUGUGUUUUUUCACGUAAGACAUCAUCCCCUUCCACUCCUUUUAUGGGGAGGUUUUCCCCUGACACAGAUUAAGUCUAGUACUGGACUAAAAGCAAAAUCCAUGGAAAAGGACUAGGGUGUAAUCUGUGUCCUCAAAACCUCUCCUUAACCUUACAUUUGACCUAGCAUAAUACAUAAACCAGAUGGAAAAUGAACAAGAUAGUUGGCAGCUUUUGAACAUAUUUUGAAUCUAUACAUGGUUUAUGUUCCUGUUAUAAACAAUGGGGUUAUGAUGGGGUAAGCCAAUCACACUAUUCUCUUGAGACAUUUACAAGUUAUAGUAUUUUUAAGCUGAAGUGGCAGCAGAGGUUCAAAUGUGGUCUGGCAAAAUUUGUACGUGUCUUUUCUGGGGCCUGGAGUUUUUCCUCAUCUCAUGACCAGGUCAGGUAAAACUCUGGGUCCUAUUUGUAAGCUAUGACAGGGUCCCAGAAAAUGGGCCAAACAGGAUUUCUACUGGACUGGAUAUGGUGUAGUUUUUACUGCGGCGUCAUGCAGGACCUAUAGGUUACCAUGCUUCCUCUCUACAGGGCCUAUAGGUUACCAUGCUUCCUCUCUACAGGGCCUAUAGGUUACCAUGCUUCCUCUCUACAGGACCUAUAGGUUACCAUGCUUCCUCUCUACAGGGCCUAUAGGUUACCAUGCUUCCUCUCUACAGGACCUAUAGGUUACCAUGCUUCCUCUCUACAGGGCCUAUAGGUUACCAUGCUUCCUCUCUACAGGACCUAUAGGUUACCAUGCUUCCUCUCUACAGGGCCUAUAGGUUACCAUGCUUCCUCUCUACAGGGCCUAUAGGUUACCAUGCUUCCUCUCUACAGGACCUAUAGGUUACCAUGCUUCCUCUCUACAGGGCCUAUAGGUUACCAUGCUUCCUCUCUACAGGACCUAUAGGUUACCAUGCUUCCUCUCUACAGGGCCUAUAGGUUACCAUGCUUCCUCUCUACAGGACCUAUAGGUUACCAUGCUUCCUCUCUAUAUUCAGAUAUUAACAGGCUGUAUUUAUAAUAAAUAAAUACAACUAAUUUGGUCGAUGCUUAUUGCCUAUUAAACACAUGUACAAGCUUGUAUUAAUACGCAUCUGUGAAUUGAAAAUGUUGUUUUUUUUCAUAUCCCAAACACCCUCGAAGAGUGUGGUCACAGCCAGGGUCUGCCGUUAGUAACGGCAACGCUGGAGCAAUCAGGGUGAAGUGCCUUGCUCAAGUGCACAUCGCCAGAUUCUUCACCUUGUCGGCUCAUGGACCUUUCGGUUACUGGCCCAAAGCUCUAACCGCUUCCUCCGGCCACCUUUGGUUAUUAUGAAGCUGUUUCCAUAGGAUUAAUUGCAUUCAUUUUUGUUUUUACAUCUAAAAAUAGUACACUGCCCAUUUAAGAGAACUGCAUUCCAAAAGAGAUGCCAAAGUGUAUCAACAGUAGCCAGCAUAUUGAUAGUAUGUUCGCUAUUGAAUGUAUACU
This is a messenger RNA of Oncorhynchus keta (chum salmon), 3143 nucleotides long. RefSeq lists its product as uncharacterized. Bases 618 to 1727 code for a protein of 369 amino acids. The record is from RefSeq and is a predicted model, not a curated record. The transcript is spliced from 2 exons. Lineage: Eukaryota; Metazoa; Chordata; Actinopteri; Salmoniformes; Salmonidae.